CUGUUGUAACCUAUAGAGGGAUUAUACUUUAUUUCCAGUAGAGCGCGCAGUAGAAUUGUUUGCUGAAAUUAAACAGGUUUAAAUAUUUUAUGUUGGCUGCUUGAAUAUGAAAAGUAACAGACGUUGUGGUUAAAAGUAUGCUGCCUUCAUUUCUAGUGAUUCUGUUCUUUGUAAAUAUUAAAACUGCUGUUUGCUCUUGCGCUGCUUCAGAAUUUUCUGUGGACAGACAGUGUUGCCCCAUGUGCAGUGCAGGCUCUUCUGUAUACAAGCCAUGCACACAUGACAGCAGUACAAGCUGCAUCCCGUGUGAACGCGGUACAUACACUGAAGAACCCAAUGGAUUACUUAAAUGCUUUCCGUGCAAAAACUGUGAUCAAGCUUUGGGCCUCACAGUUCGUCAUGAAUGUCAACGUCAUAAAAACACAAUUUGUGGUCCUUUGACUGGAUAUUUCUGUUCUGGAAAAGCAAGGGGUGGUGGCUGUGAUCAGGGUCAAAAACAUACGGUCUGUAAAGCUGGACAGAGAGUCCAGUCACAAGGGACUGCUGAAUCUGAUACAAGAUGUGAAGGCUGCCCUGAAGGAACCUUCUCAACACAAAACAUGUCAUUAGAUUGCACCCCCUGGACAGAUUGUGCAUUAAAUGACAAAGUGAAGUAUACAAAUGGGACUUCAACAGCAGAUGUGCAGUGUCAGAAAAAACAGCCUGUUGCUUUAAUAGUUGGAGUUAUGGUUGGAUUGUUAUGUCUUGUUGUCGGAGUCAUCUGUUGGAAGAAGAAAGGUAUUUGUUUAAAUAAGCAAUCCUCUGAAACAGAAGAUAAAGGGACAGAAGAAUCUGUUUUACCAAUACAGGAAUCAAUGCUUCCAGCACAGAAUGAGCAACCAAAUAAUGCGAGCCACAGGAUGUACCCAUCCCUACCAGUGAAAACAUGAUGAUUGAUCCAUCAGAGUUGAUGUCCCCUGAAGGUAUUGAUGAUGACCUCGUUUUGGUCAGACCUGAGCCCGAGAACAGCAUGGGCGUGGCUUUUCUGGUUGGCACGUCAACGUCGCAGAGCUGGACUCAUCUGGAAAGACAUACAGAUUGGCACCUUGUACAAUUAAUUUUCUUGCGGUUUUGAAUUUUCCAGUCAUAAGACAAAGACCAACCAACUGAAAUGCCCAAAUAAUGUAGCAGAUCCUUUUCUUGCAGAGUAACUUGUUUUGAGCUGGAACAGUACUUCUCUUUUAAGUCUUUGCAUCUGACUUUCAACACCGUGCCUGCAAGAGUGAGCCAGAGGUACCCGAGAUAAACAGUAGUGCCAGCAGGGAAGUUGGGUGUCUGUCAUCUCUAACCCCCGCCUCUCCAGGCUGAGCUUCAGUGAAUCAGAAAGAACAGCAGCAGUACGGUCCGAGUCUAUCUGAUCACAAAGUAACCCCCGGAGAUACUGACUGGGAAACUGCCAAGAAGGGGGGUCUUUACAUGGAAAUAAAUAAAAUAAAAAUACAAAUGAGGACGUUCUUUAGAUGUAAAAGGAAAGAAACACAAAGAAUGGGCGAGGCUUCCGUGUUAAAGUUGAGGUCAUUCCCUUUUGUUUACCAUUGGUAUCUCUGCCCAACCCCACUGUCCUGUCACAUGGCCGUUCUGUGUUACCAUUGUAUUACAUCCACGCAUCCUCCUUUUUACAAGGAUAUGUGUGACCUGUUCCCUGUUCUGUUAAACCACAGGUCAGGAAGGGAAGAGUUACCGUACAGACUAGGUUAAUUCCCAAGGCAGUAGAGUGAUAGUUUUGUUGCGUUUUGAAAAUGAUUUACACACAGUGCCAUGAUUGUUAAUGAUAAGGGUGUGGCUCGCUUGCAAGAAUGUCAGCUAGUAAACAAUGUAUUAGUACGUCUUUGGGUAAAUACAAGUUUGUAAACUCCUACAGAAAUCCACGCUCUCUGAAGAGCGUCAGACUGACCUGAAUCUCAAAUUUACAGAUUUACUGUUUUUGCUUUCCUUUUGUUUUUUUUUUCUGUUUUUUUUUUUUUUUUUUUUAAUUUUUUUUUAUUUUUUAUAUAAAACUAUGUGAAACUCACACGGUCAUUGCAUUGAAUUAAUUGCCCUCGAUAAGGCUAUAUUGCACUGAGUGAGCAGUGUGGUUAACCACAGAGCUGACAACCCCAUGAGAAUAACAGAGCGAACUGCAAAUGUACUUUUACAAAGGAGAAAUGAUGUUCUUACAGUGUUAUCUAUUACAGCUACAGUUUCAACUGUACAUUGCCUAUUUCACUGUAAUAUAGUAUAACUCAAAUCAUUGAUGUUUUUUUUUUUUUUUUAAGUAUGUUCUGGUAUUACAGUAGUUUGUAUAUAUGUAAAUAAAGGACCACAUUGUAAAGCAAAUGUUUCAAUGCUGUUAUAUAUAUAUAUAUAUAUGGCAAAAACCCUGUAACUGGCACUGCAGUAUUUAAAGGGGUGACAAACUGACAUUCUAAACUGAGAAUGAGAAAAUGGAAAAAGGGCGUUGGCUGGGCAACAUGUUCUUAUGAAUUUACACAUUUCAAACGGAUACAUUUAAGCAUCGAAACUGCAAAAAACAACCGUAAUUACUAUGAGAACAUCUUUUUAGAGAUUCGUAUUUUGGUUGAACAUUACAAAAACGGAUAAAUAAAUAAUAUUUAACUGAGCAUAGCCACGUCUGACUAUUGAUAUAGAUAUAAUCUAUACACACGUAUUUAAUUGCAGGUUGAAAUUUGUGCCUAAAAAUAUACAGUAGGCCUUAAUGCUGUUCCCGGCUGACGUAUGUUUUAUUUUAGUUGUAAACUAUUAACAAAACUGGAUAAUCACUAAGUCAAAAGUUAAUGUAAGUCUCUUAUGCAAGUUAAACGUUUUAAAUAAAGUUAAACAACAAACGAAUGUAUAUUUGAGCUAAUUUUGUUAAUACAAAUGUGAAAGUGAAACAGGAGGACGUGUCCUACGAACGCUAUUAUGACUGUUAAAUAGAGCCGUGACUAAUCUUGCAAAAUUAAACGCAACUAAGCUUCAUGUUUACGAAGCAGAGACAAGUUUAUCAGAAUGACCAAAUAAACGACAGAAUCAUACAUACGAAUUGUUUUAUGCGAUAAUAAUGGUCACACACAA
Molecule: messenger RNA, 3093 nt
Organism: Polyodon spathula (Mississippi paddlefish)
Lineage: Eukaryota; Metazoa; Chordata; Actinopteri; Acipenseriformes; Polyodontidae
Product: tumor necrosis factor receptor superfamily member 14-like
Exons: 9
Coding region: 138-929 (263 amino acids)
Biological process (GO): positive regulation of peptidyl-tyrosine phosphorylation; positive regulation of T cell migration; defense response to Gram-negative bacterium
Cellular component (GO): membrane; external side of plasma membrane
Molecular function (GO): transmembrane signaling receptor activity; protein binding
Source: RefSeq, a predicted model, not a curated record